AUGUCUGCUUUUACUUUAUCUUCAAGAAUUGAAUCGCCGUCGGAUCGAGAAAAUCAAGUCUUCACGAUAUUAAAUGACUACCUCCAGCCCUCUAGCUCCGUCACAGCUUCCGACGCGGCGCAGAGCAUCCAUGGCUUUGCGAAGCCACUCCUUUCCAAUGCGGAAAGCUUGGAGAACUUUCUUUAUGAAUUCUGGGUCAUUUUCAUUAACCUUGCCAAACAAAUUCCCUGUAAUAGCCCAUCGCAGGAGCGUUUGGUGCAGCUUGUGAAGGCGUUGACUGAGAUACAACCAACAAAAAUACAAAUUUGGGGGGAUGAUACGAGUCUUUGGGUGGACCUACCACUUCUGGGGCCAGAGAUGAGAGAAGCUUGGAAUCUGGUUCCAACAGCCAAGGAAGCCACAGAAUCGGACCAAGGCGUUCAGGACUGGAUCAGCCUAAACUCAUUCAUCGCACGCCUACUACCCCUAGGUAUUGUGGAAUGGUCGAAUUUCGCUGUAUGGGCUCUGCGCGAUGCCCUCGAGGAAGAUUCUUCGGGCGCGAAGCUUGACUGCAAUAUUGCCGUGGCUAGGGAGUGGUUCAGACACAGCGGACCUGUUUUGCAACAGCAAACCACAGUUGCAGAGCAGAAGGAGGAACGCGCUAUGGCUGGUGGCCCAUUGUACCAGGGACCGGCGAAGCUAUGUCCUGAACGGUGGAAGUUCUGGAAGGAAAGAUUGAGUCAGAUCUCCACGGAGGGCGGGGAGGUUGCACGGGUCGCAUGUGCGGCUAAGGAAGCGAUGGAUCAGGCUGAGGGUAAUUGA
Messenger RNA from Aspergillus alliaceus, 801 nucleotides. RefSeq names its product DUF3632 domain-containing protein. Lineage: Eukaryota; Fungi; Ascomycota; Eurotiomycetes; Eurotiales; Aspergillaceae. The record is from RefSeq and is a predicted model, not a curated record. Bases 1 to 801 code for a protein of 266 amino acids. The transcript is spliced from 3 exons.